ACAAUUUACUUGUGAAUUUGUAUUAGACAAAGCAAAAACCUGUGUGGUUAUUACUAAAAAACACGAAUUGUGAUAAGUGCAUUAACAUUUAAUUUUCGAUAAAUUCGAGUUUUUCUAUUGUGAGUGAAAUGAAUUGGUUUGCAGGAAAUAUAGCCGAAGCGGUUGCUUUGUCAAAGGCAAAAAAUUCCAUUUUCGUCGUUUAUUGUGAAGGUAAUGAUGAGAUGUCGACAGCAUUUUCAAAACUUAUAAAUGACGAGAUAAUACGUAAAAAACUGGAAAGUGAGGACUUUGUUGCCAUUAAAGUACAGAGCGAUAGCGAAGCAUACAUGCAAUUUGCCGCAAUAUAUAAAUUAGUGCCGUUGCCAUCAUUGUUUUUCAUCGGAAAAAAUGGUGCUCCAAUCGAAAUAGUCACCGGUGUCACAAAAACAGUUGAUGAACUAAGUAGCAAAAUUGAUGGUGUAUUAGAUGGAGUUAAACCAAAGCCGGCAAGCAGUGCUGCCGCAUCGGCUGAUCUCAUUGCAAACGAACAAUCAGCAUCGAAUGAAGAUUCCGAAGUGGUGUGUGAGAAUGGCGUUUGUUACAAGCGUCCCAAGCAAAAUGAAACGGAAGUCACCUCUUCUACCGGUGAAACAUCGAGCGAUAGCAGUAAUGGUUCACAAUUGACAAAUGAGGAGAAAUUGGCUCGCGCAAAAGAACUCAUUGAGAGAAAACGUAUUGCAAAAGAAGAAGAAGAUGCGCGCUUGGCCAAAGAGCGUGAAUUGAAUCGUCGACGUAUGGGUCAAGAUUUACAAAAUUUUAAGCAACGUCAAGAGGAAAGCGAAAUGAAAAAAUUACAAGAAGAACGAAAACGCGAUAAAAUUGAAGAGCAAGCUGCACGUAAACGAAUUCUUGAACAAAUUGCACUUGAUAAAGCUGAACGAGCACAACGAUUCAAUGCGAAUGUUAAUCCAACAUCAAAACCAGAAGAAACACCAAGCACAUCCAAUCCCAUACAACCAAUUGCGUCGGACAGUGCGGUUGCUCGUAUUCAAUUUAAAAAACCGGACGGUGAAGUUGAUGUUAAAACAUUCGAAAAAGAUGUACAAUUCUCAGUAGUUCGAUCAUAUGUUGAUGAGAACAUUAUUUCGGCCAGUUCGAUAAGACAAUAUACAAUGGCCACAACAUUUCCACGUCAUGAAUUCAAUGCUGAUGAUAAUACAAAAAGUUUACUAGAGUUAGGUUUGGUACCAUCAUCGGUGAUUCUCAUUUUACCAUUGGAUAAAACUUCGAAUAACAAAUUACCGUUAACAACAACGUAUGGCAUUUUCUCAAUGUUAACAACAAUCUUUUGGGGACUGGUCAAUCCAAUGCUAGCCGCUUUUAGUUAUGCAAAAAAUUUGAUAUUUUCACGCAAUCGCAACGAAACCGGUACUGCAAAACGGGCCAACGAAGAAGAACUCAACCAUAAUGAACAAGCCAAAAAACGUAUUCUUCGAUUUGAUAAACAAUCAACGUCAACGGCAUCAGUUGAUUCAAAACAACAGGGUGGCCCAUACAAAAGAGUCGGCGGCACUGGUUCGAAUAUUCAUCGUUUAAGCGAUACUAAAGAUUCUGAUGAUGAAAAUAACACAUGGAAUGGCAAUUCAACUCAACAGCAAUAAUUUUAUGUUUUUUUUUUUUGUUGUUCAUUCGUUAUGUUAUAUUAUUAUUACUAAAAGUAAAUUAUGCACAAGAAAAUGGUUGAUUGCUCUUUUUUUAAUGUGCAUGUUUUUAAAAAUUGGUUUAAUUUUCUCUGUGUAAAAAAAGUGUAGCCACAAUAACAGCAACAUCCUCCAAAAUAGGUGAUUAAAUUCAAAUUACCUUAAUUAGCUUUCUCACGUGUCUGAUUAAAAAACUAAAUAAAAAGAAAAGAAAAUGCCUGUUGAUCAGAA
Messenger RNA from Contarinia nasturtii (swede midge), 1910 nucleotides. RefSeq names its product UBX domain-containing protein 4. The coding region runs from base 129 to 1640 and encodes 503 amino acids. Gene Ontology annotation, molecular function: protein binding. The transcript is spliced from 6 exons. NCBI's taxonomy places the organism in Eukaryota, Metazoa, Arthropoda, Insecta, Diptera, Cecidomyiidae. The record is from RefSeq and is a predicted model, not a curated record.